GGGCGUGGCGGGUAGCUGUGGCGGCGGCUGAGCGGUGGCCGCGGUGGCAGCGGUGCGGAGCCCCAUGGUGCCGGUGCGCGGGCCGCGGCGGCUGAGGAAGGCGACGCCGCCAUGGGCUCCCUGUUCCGCAGCGAGAGCAUGUGCCUGGCGCAGCUCUUCCUGCAGUCGGGCACCGCGUACGAGUGUCUGAGCGCGCUGGGCGAGAAGGGCCUGGUGCAGUUCCGAGACCUCAACCAAAAUGUAAGUUCUUUUCAAAGAAAAUUCGUUGGCGAGGUGAAGAGGUGUGAGGAGCUAGAGCGAAUAUUGGUGUACCUGGUGCAGGAGAUUACCAGAGCUGAUAUUCCCCUGCCUGAGGGAGAGCCCAGUCCCCCCGCACCACCUCUUAAACACGUUCUAGAAAUGCAGGAACAGCUGCAGAAACUCGAGGUGGAGCUGAGAGAAGUCACCAAGAACAAGGAGAAGCUGCGCAAGAACCUGCUGGAGCUGGUGGAGUACACCCACAUGCUGAGGAUCACCAAGACCUUCCUUAAACGGAAUGUGGAGUUUGAACCCACUUAUGAGGAGUUCCCCGCCUUAGAGAACGAUUCUCUGUUGGACUACAGCUGCAUGCAGAGGCUGGGCGCCAAGCUGGGAUUCGUGUCUGGCCUGAUCCAGCAGGGCAAAGUCGAAGCAUUUGAGAGAAUGCUGUGGCGGGCCUGCAAAGGGUACACCAUCGUGACCUAUGCAGAGCUGGAUGAGUCCCUGGAAGAUCCCGAGACGGGCGAAGUCAUCAAGUGGUACGUGUUCCUGAUUUCCUUCUGGGGAGAGCAGAUUGGCCACAAGGUUAAGAAGAUAUGUGAUUGUUACCACUGCCAUGUCUACCCGUAUCCAAACACGGCUGAGGAGCGCAGGGAGAUUCAGGAGGGGCUCAAUACUCGGAUCCAGGACCUCUACACUGUGCUGCACAAGACGGAGGACUACCUGAGGCAGGUGCUGUGCAAAGCCGCCGAGUCCGUGUGCAGCCGCGUGGUGCAGGUGCGGAAGGUGAAGGCCAUCUACCACAUGCUCAACAUGUGCAGCUUCGACGUCACCAACAAGUGUCUCAUAGCUGAGGUCUGGUGCCCCGAGGUGGACCCCGGCUUGCGCAGAGCCCUGGAGGAAGGCUCGAGAGAGAGCGGAGCUACAAUCCCCUCAUUCAUGAACACAAUCCCUACGAAAGAAACGCCGCCCACUCUGAUCCGAACCAACAAAUUCACCGAGGGCUUCCAGAACAUCGUGGAUGCCUAUGGUGUCGGGAGCUACAGAGAAGUGAACCCAGCGCUCUUCACCAUCAUCACCUUCCCGUUCCUGUUUGCUGUGAUGUUUGGUGACUUUGGGCACGGCUUUGUCAUGUUCCUGUUUGCCCUCUUACUGGUGUUAAAUGAGAAUCACCCCCGACUCAGCCAGUCACAGGAGAUCCUGGGGAUGUUCUUCAAUGGCCGCUACAUCCUCCUGCUGAUGGGGCUGUUCUCCGUGUACACCGGCCUCAUCUACAACGACUGCUUCUCCAAGUCUGUGAACCUCUUUGGCUCUCGGUGGAACGUGUCUGCCAUGUACAGCUCCAGCCACUCUGCCGAGGAACAGAAGGGGAUGAAGCUUUGGAAUGACAGCACCAUCAGGCACAGCAGGACUUUACAGCUGGACCCGAACGUCCCUGGUGUUUUUCGAGGCCCCUACCCUUUCGGCAUUGACCCCAUUUGGAACCUGGCCACAAAUCGCCUCACUUUCCUCAAUUCCUUCAAGAUGAAAAUGUCUGUGAUUUUAGGAAUUAUUCAUAUGACUUUUGGUGUCAUUCUGGGAAUAUUUAACCACUUGCACUUUAGGAAGAAGUUCAACAUCUACCUGGUGUCCGUCCCCGAGAUCCUGUUCAUGCUCUGCAUCUUUGGGUACCUGAUCUUCAUGAUCAUCUACAAGUGGCUGGCAUACUCGGCAGAGACCUCUAGAGAGGCCCCCAGCAUCCUGAUCGAGUUCAUUAACAUGUUCCUGUUCCCAGCCAGUGAGACCCAUGGCCUCUACCCAGGGCAGGCGCACGUCCAGAAGGUGUUGGUGGCCCUCACGGUGCUGGCGGUCCCCGUGCUCUUCCUAGGAAAGCCGCUCUUCCUGCUGUGGCUCCACAACGGGCGCAGUUGCUUUGGUGUGAGCCGGAGCGGUUACACGCUUGUGAGGAAGGACAGCGAGGAGGAGGUUUCCCUGCUGGGCAGCCAGGACGUAGAAGAGGGGCACAACCGCAUGGAAGAGGGCUGCCGGGAAAUGACGUGCGAGGAGUUCAACUUUGGGGAGAUCCUGAUGACGCAGGCCAUCCACUCCAUCGAGUACUGCCUCGGCUGCAUCUCCAACACCGCAUCCUACCUGAGGCUCUGGGCCCUCAGCCUGGCGCAUGCACAGCUGUCGGACGUGCUGUGGGCCAUGCUGCUGCGCGUGGGCCUGCGUGUGGACACCACCUACGGGGUCUUGCUGCUGCUGCCUGUCAUGGCCUUCUUUGCAGUUUUGACGAUCUUUAUCCUGCUGGUCAUGGAAGGGCUUUCUGCAUUUCUCCAUGCCAUACGCCUUCACUGGGUUGAAUUUCAGAACAAAUUCUACGUUGGUGCAGGCACCAAAUUCGUUCCUUUCUCCUUCAGUCUGCUCUCCUCCAAGUUCAGUUGUGGCGACAGCUUAGCAUGAUCACAUUGCUGCCCCCAUCCCGCCAGAUCUACGGAGAACUAUCAUGUUACAGAAUUCACUCAAGUCAGAGUUAUGACAGGAAAGUUCCACCCUCGUCGACUGCCUUACGAUUCAGCCAAAUGAUUCUGUGAGAUACGCCUCUCCUUAUUUUGAAGAUUUUGUAAAGCUCACCGCUUCGGACACAGAAAUUUCGUUGGUUUUUAUUAUGAGCAAAUACAAGUUAUGCCAACGUCACAUUAAAGUUAUUUUUAAAGUGUCAGAUUGGAGGAGAAAAGGCAGCUGGAUGGCUAGCUGAUGGCCUCAGAUCCUCGAUUCCCUUUCCACUCUAAAAACAAAGUGAUUCCAUCACAAGAUGUCAGGUCAUAUUUUCCAGCAGCUCAAGCCAGACAUAGUUUUUUCAGACAUUAGUGCUGGGUCAUCCGCAGAUCCCCGCUCCCCCUGCUGGCUGGAGAAUGUGUGGGUUCUCCCUGGAAGCUCUCAGAAUCACCAGGAGGGGCAGCUGGACAGCCAUGGGACCACACAGGUCAGCACAUGGCUCUCCCGCUGGAAUAUUUCUACAAGAUUCUUGUCCUGUUUGUUACCCUUAUGUCAGACCAGUCACGACAGUUGUACCUUUGGGGAGAAGACUGUCCUGAGCCUUAAAACCCGGUGUGACGGCAGGGGACAGGUGAACCGAGUGUGUAUUUUUAUAGCAAAGAACAGAUGAAGAUAUUUUACCACAGAGACCUUGCUUCUACUUGGGAACAGUCUAAUUUUUUACUUCCACACUAAUUCUGAAUAAAGGUCUGAUGGCCACAGUUUAAUUUCCAAAAACUGUUCAGGUCAGUUGAAAACUAAUUCUCACUAAUCGGUUAAUUUAUUCUCUCGAGUGUAAAAAUCACCUGCUCUUGUGUUGCUCAGCUUCGCAUGACGUUGACUCAGCCCCACUGCACACUUUGAUCCAAGCCAUAGUCUUAUCAGUUAUGUUCAUUUUCACAUUUCACGUUAAGUGAUUUAGAUAAAGUGUUUCAAAAAGAAGUCUGAGACUGGGGGGUAGCUUGGUUGUGAUCCCCUGAGCCACCUCUCCCAGGUGUGCCGACACCUGCCUCAUCGUAUUCCUCACCCGCAGACGGUGUAGGCAGGGGAUCCCAAGUUCAGUGGUACCCUUGGCCAUGUGGUAAGUCGAGGCAGCCCAGGCUCCAUGUCACCCUAAAGAGAGAAAGGAAUCCAGCAUUUCUGCCCUCUUGAAAUUUCGAGUCACAUGCUCCUACAGAGGCCUGUUGGUCCCCUGCCCCUCCACUCUGUGUGGUAGAGUACGCCCCUUGAUUAAAAGCCCAGCCCUGGCAGUCGGAGUGUGUCAGCUUUUCGGUCCUUUAAGGCCUGUUUGCUGAGAUGCACGAGCUGCCUGUGCCGCUCUGGACUGUAAAGUCACCCCUCUCCAGCUGCAGUGGAGUCCGCACUGGGGGGCGGUGAACUCCGCAUCUGUGCCCUGUGUGCCAGCUUCCUGGCAGCUAUGAUGCCAAACCUACCGUGGAUGAGGUGGUGCUGCCCAGAGUUAGACCUGCUCUGAUCGGUAUCCAUGUCACCCCAUGUUGUCACUCUUGUUACUGUCCCCCCAGGGUCUUUGGUCAUCACAGAGUUAACUGAUUCCAGGGACAAGGACCAUCAGGAGACGCAGUUUGUGCAGAGUGAGGAGACUCCUCAGCUGACGUCUGUCACAGUUAUAUAGAAUGUAGUUACAUAAACAUAAGUUACUCCAUCUGUGAUCCCUCUGGAGAUAUAACGAUAGCACCACACAGAGGGACGCACAGCUCUCUGGGUGUCCUGUUCAUCUCCUAUAACCACAGAGCCCUGUUACUGGUUCAGGUGUUCAGCACUGUCACACAGACUUCUGUUGGUGGAGAGGCGGGAUAUGGCCAGUAGAGGCGUCCAAAGGGCUUCCAGCUCUUGGGCUCUCCACCAUGGGACCUGGGACAGACUCCUUUCCCCCCAGAUCCCCUCCUAGCCUCAGUUCCAGAGUGGGUCUGUACGCUUUGAGAUAUCCAGUGCCACCGUGCAGGCCGUGGCUUGGCUGGCACUCUGGCGCACAGCGCUGGGCUGGGCAGGAAGUGGGUCCGAUGGCAUUCAGACCCAGUGUUCCAUCAGCAGUAGAGCGAUAAGGCAGACUGCCCGUUGGUAACUCACCGGGCUGGCACAUCAGGCUGUGAUUCAGAGUUUGACCCACUUGGGAAAAUACAAACACAAAAACAGCGUCAGCAGUAGUUUCUCGAUGGAAGUGUUUAAUCUGGACCUGCUGGCACGCCAUACUCUCCAGGCCGGCCUUAAGGACUGUCACGAUGCUCUGAGCAGGGAGUUGGGAGUAAUGCCUUUCCCUCUGGUGGACUGCUGCUGUGGAGCUUUGCCCCAACACCUCAAGAAAUCCUCAGAAAACGCUACUCCACAGGACGAUGUAACAAGACUGCGUCUGGAGCCGGACCUGGGCCAGGCACUCCGGGAGCGGGUCAGGACUGCAUUGCGCAGACGCACGGAAGGACUACUCUGCCUGUCAGUAUUGAACUUCCUUUUGCUAGUGACAAAUAAAUCUAUAUUUUUGA
Messenger RNA from Peromyscus leucopus (white-footed mouse), 5252 nucleotides. RefSeq names its product ATPase H+ transporting V0 subunit a2 (gene Atp6v0a2). Gene Ontology annotation, molecular function: ATPase binding; proton-transporting ATPase activity, rotational mechanism. Gene Ontology annotation, cellular component: vacuolar proton-transporting V-type ATPase, V0 domain; plasma membrane; vacuolar proton-transporting V-type ATPase complex. NCBI's taxonomy places the organism in Eukaryota, Metazoa, Chordata, Mammalia, Rodentia, Cricetidae. The record is from RefSeq and is a predicted model, not a curated record. Gene Ontology annotation, biological process: proton transmembrane transport; vacuolar acidification.